AUGAGCACCCACGCUGCACCAUUCCUCAGCCCCCCAAGUACGCCACCCCUGUCCCUAGGGGCCCCGGCCACUGUUGCUCUGGCAGCUUCACACCCAGUCCCACUAAGGCUCACCUCCACGCAUGUGCGCGUUCCUGGGUCGGGCGGGGCCAGACCGUGGGCGGCCCCGCCCCCAUCAUCGCCCCGCCCCCUCGGUGUCCAGUCCUCUGCCGCCGCCCGCUUUCGUCUCCGCCGGGUGAAAACCUGGCCUCUCCAGGGACUCCACUGCGUGUUCCCUGCUGGCUUAAGGCCAGGAGGCCCCAUCCUGCAGGCAGAGCCGAUCCUGGGACCGACGGAGGGUCAGCUACCACAGCCCCUGUUGGACUCAGAGAAGAGGUCUCCCAGCUCCUUUUUCUGUGGGCAGCUCACGACACUCCAAAAACCUUUUCUAAGAAGUGCAGCCACUGGGAGCACUGCUAGCUGGUAG
This is a messenger RNA of Rangifer tarandus platyrhynchus (Svalbard reindeer), 465 nucleotides long. The record is from the annotation of a GenBank genome assembly. Lineage: Eukaryota; Metazoa; Chordata; Mammalia; Artiodactyla; Cervidae.